Lemur catta (Ring-tailed lemur) is the source of this 4568-nucleotide messenger RNA. RefSeq names its product centrosomal protein 120 (gene CEP120). Gene Ontology annotation, biological process: interkinetic nuclear migration; centrosome cycle; positive regulation of centriole elongation. The coding region runs from base 68 to 3028 and encodes 986 amino acids. The transcript is spliced from 20 exons. Lineage: Eukaryota; Metazoa; Chordata; Mammalia; Primates; Lemuridae. Gene Ontology annotation, cellular component: centrosome; centriole. The record is from RefSeq and is a predicted model, not a curated record.
CCGAGACGCGCUCGGGCCCCGCUUCCUCCCGGCACACCCCGCCUCCGGGCCGCCGACCGCGGCGACCAUGGUCUCCAAGUCCGACCAGCUGCUCAUCGUCGUGUCCAUCCUGGAAGGUCGCCAUUUCCCCAAACGUCCAAAGCAUAUGCUUGUAGUAGAAGCAAAGUUUGAUGGAGAACAGUUGGCUACUGAUCCUGUGAACCACACUGACCAGCCAGAAUUUGCUACUGAGUUAGCCUGGGAAAUUGACAGGAAAGCACUUCAUCAGCACAGGCUACAGCGUACUCCUAUCAAACUUCAGUGUUUUGCCUUGGAUCCUUCAUCUUCAGCCAAGGAAACCAUAGGUUACAUUGUUCUGGACUUAAGAACUGCUCAAGAAACAAAACAGGCACCAAAAUGGUACCAGUUGCUGAGUAAUAAAUAUACCAAGUUCAAGUCUGAGAUACAGAUAAGCAUUGCUUUGGAAACAGAUACAAAGGCACCAGUGGAUAGUUUUAAAGCAAAAGGAGCACCCCCUCGAGAUGGAAAAGUGGCUGCCAGCCUGUCUGGAGUCGACCCCAAGGACAUUGUGGCAGUGCUGAAUGAAGAGGGCGGCUACCAUCAGAUUGGACCAGCAGAAUAUUGUACUGAUUCCUUCAUUAUGUCCGUGACCAUCGCAUUUGCCACCCAAUUAGAGCAGUUAAUUCCAUGUACCAUGAAACUUCCAGAAAGACAGCCUGAGUUUUUCUUUUACUACUCUUUACUGGGAAAUGAUGUUACAAAUGAACCAUUCAAUGAUUUGAUCAACCCAAACUUUGAGCCAGAGAGAGCAUCUGUUCGCAUACGUAGCAGUGUAGAAAUUCUUCGUGUUUACCUGGCUCUUCAGUCUAAACUACAGAUCCAUCUCUGCUGUGGAGACCAGUCACUUGGGAGUACAGAAAUACCUUUAACUGGAUUACUGAAAAAGGGCAGUACCGAAAUCAACCACCGCCCAGUCACAGUCGAGGGUGCUUUUACCCUUGACCCUCCAAACCGAGCCAAACAAAAGCUUGCCCCUAUUCCUGUUGAGCUGGCCCCAACUGUGGGAGUGUCUGUGGCUCUGCAGAGAGAAGGCAUAGACUCUCAGUCUUUAAUUGAAUUAAAGACCCAGAAUGAACAUGAGCCAGAGCAUUCAAAGAAGAGAGUUUUAACCCCCAUAAAGGAGAAGACACUUACUGGGCCAAAAUCACCAAGCAUAUCCCCUGUUCCACCUCACAACCAGUCACCUCCAAUAAAAGAUGAUGUCACAGGAAGCGAAGUGGAAAGCUUACAAUAUGACAAGGACACCAGACAGAAUCCAAAGGCCAGUUCUUCUGUACCUGCUUCACUGGCUCAGCCAGCAAUUGCAUCCAAUGCUUCAGAAACAGCUUCAGGACAGAAGAUUGCUGUUCCAGCAACAUCACAUCAUUUUUGCUUUUCAAUAGACUUAAGGAGUAUCCAUGCCUUGGAAACUGGUUUUCCAAUCAACUGUAUAUUAAGGUAUUCAUAUCCAUUCUUUGGAAGUGCAGCUCCUAUUAUGACUAAUCCUCCUGUAGAAGUACGGAAAAACAUGGAAGUGUUUCUUCCCCAAUCUUACUGCGCGUUCGAUUUUGCAACUAUGCCUCAUCAGCUGCAAGAUACCUUCUUAAGGAUUCCAUUGCUGGUUGAAUUAUGGCAUAAGGAUAAAAUGAGUAAAGAUUUACUUCUGGGAAUUGCAAGAAUCCAGCUUUCUAACAUCUUGUCUUCAGAAAAAACUCGCUUUUUAGGUUCUAAUGGUGAACAGUGUUGGCGUCAGACUUACAGUGAAAGUGUCCCUGUUAUAGCAGCACAAGGGUCAAAUAACAGGAUAGUAGAUCUUUCUUACACAAUGACUCUAGAAGAUUAUGGACUGGUAAAAAUGCGUGAAAUCUUUGUCUCUGAUUCAUCUCAGGGUCUAUCUGCUGUACAACAGAAGCCAUCUUCUCUUCCUCCAGCACCUUGUCCUUCAGAGAUCCAGACAGAGCCUCGUGAAACUUUAGAAUACAAAGCAGCACUUGAACUAGAAAUGUGGAAGGAAAUGCAAGAAGACAUUUUUGAAAAUCAGCUAAAGCAAAAAGAACUGGCUCAUAUGCAGGCUCUUGCAGAGGAAUGGAAGAAAAGGGACCGAGAGAGAGAAUCACUAGUAAAGAAAAAGGUGGCUGAAUAUACUAUUCUAGAAGGAAAACUUCAAAAAACCCUAAUUGACUUAGAGAAGCGAGAGCAGCAGCUUGCUAGUGCAGAGUCAGAGCUCCAAAGAGAAAAAAAGGAACUGCAAUCAGAACGUGAACGGAACAUGCAAGAACUUCAGGAUUGUAUCCGUAGAGCCAAAGAAGACUGUGUUCACCAAGUAGAACUAGAAAGGUUAAAGAUCAAGCAGCUAGAAGAGGAUAAACACCGACUUCAGCAACAGCUUAUUGAGGCUGAAAAUAAGUAUAAGAUUUUGGAAAAAGAAUUCCAACAGUUCAAGGAUCAGCAAAGUAACAAACCAGAAAUCCGUCUACAGUCCGAAAUAAAUCUUCUCACCUUGGAAAAGGUUGAACUUGAAAGAAAGUUGGAAUCUGCAACUAAGUCUAAAUUGCAUUACAAGCAGCAAUGGGGGCGAGCUUUGAAAGAACUUGCCAGACUUAAACAGAGAGAGCAAGAAAGUCAAAUGGCUCGUCUUAAAAAACAGCAAGAAGAAUUGGAACAGAUGAGACUGCGUUACCUGGCUGCUGAGGAAAAAGAUACAGUAAAAACUGAGCGACAAGAAUUGUUGGAUAUAAGAAAUGAAUUGAACAGGUUAAGGCAACAAGAACAAAAACAGUACCAGGAUUCCAGAGAGACUGCAAGUGGAAAAAUGGAUGGCCCACCUGGUAAUGCAUUGGAAGAAGGGUUGGAUGAUUAUUUGACUCGCCUAAUAGAAGAAAGGGAUAUUUUGAUGAGAACGGGUGUGUAUAAUCACGAGGAUCGAAUAAUAAGUGAACUUGACCGACAGAUCAGAGAGAUUUUGGCAAAAAACAAUGCCAGUAAUUAAUAACAUUUGGAAAAAUCUUUGUUAGAGACUCCCGGUCUAAAUUUUAAUUUCAUUGUAAAACCCUUAAAAGUGAAGAAAAUGGAUGCUUUAAAACGCUAUUUUCAGGUUUUUUAUGCAAAAUUUUAUAUGUUAUUGUAUAGUAUUUAUUUGAUUGUAUUUACUUUAUGCUACCUCUCCCACACUGGUUUUAUUUGUAAUAUGCAUUCUCUAUACUCAUUUUAAAUGACUUUUUGGUGUUUCUCAUAGUUUAUAAUCUGAUGGCUAUCUUUCAAAACAGCUUUUCACUAAGUUUGUUGUAGGAGAAAUAACUGCAGUAAUUUUCAGUUAUUUAAUUUUUCAUGUUGAGCCAAAAGAGUAUAUGUUGCACUUUAAAAAAUGCUGUGUCCUAUUCCAUUUGAAUGUAGAUAUCUUAAAAGUUAAGACCAAUUAUAAAUGUAACCAGUCUGACUCAUUUUAGACAACCUUUUUUCCUUAACUUGUAAUAUUUACAAGUGACAACCUUGAAAAUAAAGCAGGAUCAAUACAGAGAAGCCACAUGACAUAUUGAGUGACAAAUUAAUCAUUUAUUUAAAUAAAGUUAAUACAGAUUAAACUUGUUUCAAGAGCUAUUGAAUUUUCAGUGUACUCUAAACUUUUAAGAACAUGAAGUAGCUUAAUACGGUCUUUCUUCUCUGUCAGCCUCCUGCUCGAGUUUGCAUUCUUUUCUUUUGUUAACAUUAGAGAUUUCCUUUUAUUUUCCAGUGAUAAUAAUGGUAGUUGUUAAAUCAAGCCCUCUGUAGUAGAACAUGGAAAAAGACACAUAAAGACUUUAGCUGAAAAAAUAGAGUGAAAAUGAACUCUUUUUUACUCCCCCUAAUUUUAAUCAGUUUUUUUCAAAAGUAUAUGAAAUUAAGUCGUUGAAUUUAUGUAGAGUCACACUCUCCACCUCCUGUUACAGAGUACUGAAAAGGCUGUAGCAAAUUCACAGAUUAGGUUGGGUCUUAAAAUAUAGUUUAAAAAUUCUGAUUUCCAAAUGUAAUAAAUUUAAAGUAUAUACUGUAGGAAGUUACCAAUAACUUCCAUAAAAGCAGAAUAAGAUAUUUGGUAACAUUAAUUUUCUGUCAUUUUCAACAAGAUAUAUUUCUUAUGAAGGAAAUUAAAGUCCUUAUUAUAUUUUUUCUUAUUAACAAAGUAUUAAUCUUAUAAAAAUAGCACAGCGUAAAUAAGAGAAAGAAAUUACUGAAUGAGAGGAUAAUGAAUCUGUGAAUCAUAGUAGGAAUUUACAACAUUAAUUAUGGUUAGAUAUAUUCUCUCAGUGAUUUUGUGCCACAUGAAUGGGAUAGAAGUAUCUUUUUGUUUUGGAAAGUCUUGGGUGAGGUUCUGUGCCUGUUCACCUGCAGUUGCCGUGUGUGCUGCCUGCGUCUGUUUCCAGACGCUAGAGGGGGCCUUAGAUUUAAAGAAACAAAAAGGACUUUUCUACAAUGGAUGUGUGGUUUAUUUUGCCUUCUGUAAAGCUCUUUUGGCGAUUGUAAUUUAACAAAUAAAAUCACAAUUGUAUGCA